Mycena indigotica is the source of this 828-nucleotide messenger RNA. RefSeq lists its product as uncharacterized. NCBI's taxonomy places the organism in Eukaryota, Fungi, Basidiomycota, Agaricomycetes, Agaricales, Mycenaceae. The coding region runs from base 1 to 828 and encodes 275 amino acids. The record is from RefSeq and is a predicted model, not a curated record. The transcript has a single exon.
AUGAAAUCACUCACUGUCGUGUCCCUCCUCGCAUUCGCGACUUAUGUCUCCGCCCAGGCCAACGGUGGCCCCCCUUUCGACCCCGCUGGCGCAAAGAAUGUCGGCAACGGCCAGGGCAAGCAGUUUAUCGGUGGCCAGUGUCUCUCUGCAGCUGAUUGCGGGUCUGGCUGCUGUGCUGGCCCAUCGGGCAUCUGCUCCGGUGUUGGCGCCCAAACACAAGCGGGCAAAACUGGUUGUGGAUUCGGUGGUGGUGGAGGCGGAGCAGCCGCGCCACCAGCAGCUGCACCGCCACCAGCAGCAGCGCCACCGGCCACGGCAAGCAAAGGCGGCCCGCCAUUCGACCCCGCAGGUGCCAAAAACGUCGGAAAUGGCGCGGGCAAACAGUUCAUUGGUGGGCAGUGUCUUUCUGCAGCUGACUGCGCUUCUGGGUGUUGCGCUGGUCCCUCUGGGAUUUGCUCCGGUGUUGGCGCACAGACUCAGGCUGGUAAAACUGGCUGUGGAUUUGGUGGUGGAGGAGGAGCGGCAGCAGCACCCCCACCCGCCGCUGCACCGCCACCAGCAGCUGCCCCACCAGCUGCAGCUGCCCCACCGGCCAACAAGGGCGGCCCACCUUUCGACCCCGCAGGUGCCAAGAACGUUGGAAAUGGCGCGGGGACACAGUUCAUUGGCGGCCAGUGCUUGUCAGCAAAGGACUGUGCCUCUGGCUGCUGCGCUGGCCCAUCUGGAAUUUGCUCUGGUGUUGGUGCGCAAACUCAGGCGGGCAAGACCGGGUGUGGGUUUGUCGCGAAGCGGUUUGUGCGGCGCGCGGCUGCGCCGUUUGUGUUGUAA